Ictalurus punctatus (channel catfish) is the source of this 8973-nucleotide messenger RNA. It is a transcript of the gene igf2r, whose product is annotated as insulin-like growth factor 2 receptor. The coding region runs from base 140 to 7495 and encodes 2451 amino acids. The record is from RefSeq and is a predicted model, not a curated record. Gene Ontology annotation, cellular component: late endosome; trans-Golgi network; plasma membrane. Gene Ontology annotation, molecular function: D-mannose binding; insulin-like growth factor binding; signaling receptor activity. Gene Ontology annotation, biological process: lysosomal transport. Lineage: Eukaryota; Metazoa; Chordata; Actinopteri; Siluriformes; Ictaluridae. The transcript has 48 exons.
GGUUAGCAUAGACAGUUCCUAAUUCGGCUAGUCACAUAUACACACAACACACACACACACACACACUUCCACAGUGCUGUAUCAUGUCGGAGAGCGCGUAUUAAAGUGUGUAUUGUCGGGUUUGAGUACACGGUGCAGUAUGAGUGUUGCGGGUUCUCGGCUGGCGCUGCUGCUGCUUGUCUCCACACUGCAGUGGAGUUUGUUCCGGACUCAGAGCUCCGGUGACGGCGCGUGGAAACAGGACCUGUGCAGGUAUAAAUGGGAGGCCAUGGACCAGGACAGCAAAAUAAAAUACACCCUGAAGCUGUGUUCUUCGUCUCCGGAGACGGCCUGCGGCCCGGACGCUGCCGUUUGCGCCCAGAAUCUCGACAGCGGCCAGAGCCAGUCAGUGGGUGAUCUCUCCUUGCAGACAUCCUCCAACUUCAUGCUCACUUUUAACAGCACCCGGGCCUGCCAAGGCGAGAGCAGCAAAGUGCAAAGCAGCAUCAGUUUCCAGUGCGGCAAAACAAUGGGGACGCCGGAGUUCGUCACAGUGUCUCAGUGCGUUCAUCACUUUGAAUGGAGAACUUACGCAGCCUGCAAAAGAGACAAGUUCAAACCACUUAAGGAGGUUCCCUGCUACGUCUUUGAUUCAGAUGGAAAAAAACACGACCUCAACCCCCUUAUCAAAGUCACAGACGGCUACCUGGUCGAUGACUCGGACGACAGCGUCGACUUUUAUAUUAACGUGUGCAGAAAUUUGGACCGAGAAAAUAGCCCAUGUCCGAAAGGCUCCGCCGCCUGUUGGACUAAAGAAGGCAAAUCAGUCAGCAUGGGGAAACCGGACAAGCCUCUGGAGGUCAUCUCUAAUGACAGGUUGAGGCUGCGGUAUGAGUCUGAAAACAAGACAUGUAAAGGGCACAAGCCUGCAGUCACCAUCACCUUCAUCUGCCCCUCUAAGAGACAGCAGGGAAGUGACCCCAAGCUGACCGCUGAGGAGAACUGUCGCUACGAGGUCGAGUGGGUGACUGAGUACGCCUGCCACAGAGACUACCUGGAGAGUCACGACUGUAAACUGACCAGCCAACAGCACGACAUCUCCAUCGACCUCACACACCUCGCACACGGCUCCGGAGACGAGCCCUAUUCUGCUGAGGCUAAGAUCGGGAAGGACAGCUACAUGUUCUAUCUUAACGUGUGUGGGGAAACCAGAGCCGGCGAGUGCUCGGACGAGAGGGGCUUCGUGUCAUCUUGCCAAGUGAAAUUCGGAGAAACUGUGAACAAAAUCGCGGGGAGGUUCCAGAAUCAAACUCUCAGGUACUCUGAUGGAGAUCUGACUCUCAUCUAUCCAGGAGGAAAUGGAUGCAGCUCAGGCUUCCGGAGAAUGACCAUCAUUAACUUUGAGUGCAACACAACUGCAGGGAACGGCUACCCGGUGUUUACAGGAGAGGCCGACUGCACGUAUUACUUUAACUGGCAGACGUCGUACGCCUGUGUAAAGGAGACCAAAGAACUGCUGUGCCGAGUCACUGAUGGCAAGAUGCAUUAUGACCUGUCCCGUCUCACUCGCUACGCAGCACCUGAUGGCAAGCAACAAAACUGGGAGGCGGUGGCUGCUAACGUUGCAGAGUCGGACAAAAAGCUGUACUACAUUAACGUGUGUAAUAAACUCAUCAGUGGGAAUGCCUCGUGUCCUGAAGAUGCAGCUGUAUGUGCUGUGGGGAAAGGAAAGUCGGUCAGCCUGGGUAAAUUCCUCUCCUCGCCGCAGAAAGACCUGAGGGGGAAAGACUUGCGGCUCAUAUACGCGGACGGAGACGAGUGCAGGACAAACACAAAGAUUAAAAGCAUCAUUACUCUGAAGUGUAAGCCCGGUGACAUGGACAGCGCCCCCAUCAUGAGGAGCGUGUCCAGCGACGGCUGCGUUUAUGAGUUCGAGUGGCAGACCGCCGCUGCCUGUGUGCUCACCAGAACCAAGGGGGAAGACUGUAAAGUGGAAAAGUCCACCGCAGGAAUUUCGUUUGACCUGACCCCGCUGAGGAAGGCUGAUGGAGGUUACUACAACAUAUCCAAUGACAAAUAUGACUACUUUAUUAAUGUAUGUGGGAGUGUUAAGGCUGCAGACUGCCCUGAGAAAUCAGGAGCCUGUCAGGUUGACAAGAGUACCAAGUCUAAUUCCUGGAACCUGGGCGAGUCUAACUCCAGUCUGUCAUAUUACGAUGGCAUGAUUGAGCUGGACUACGUAAAUGGCUCUCGGUACAACAACGAGGAACACACACAGCGCUCCACACACAUCUCCUUCCUGUGUGACCUAGAGGCCGGGCCGGGCAAACCUGAGUUUCAGGCUGAGGAUGAAUAUACCUACAACUUCAGAUGGUACACCUCUUACGCCUGUCCUGAGAGGCCACAGGAGUGUGUGGUUACUGACCCUGAUACCUUACAACAGUUUGACUUGUCUAGUUUGUCGAGGUCGAGCGGAGCCGCUAACUGGGAGGUCACGGACCCCACGAACAUGAGGACGUACUACAUCAACGUGUGCCGGCCGCUCCGACCCGUGCCGGGCUGCGACCGACUCGCCUCGGUGUGCCAGAUAAAAUAUGAGAGUGCUCAGGAAAAAGUGACCAUCAGUAACAUGGGCGUGGCUAAAAAAGGCCCUGUGAUCGUAGAGGACAAUCAGCUGAUGCUGGAGUACACGGACGGCUCGGCGUGCGAGCUGGACGGGAAUAAGCACGCCUACACCACCCGCAUUCACUUCGUCUGCUUGAAAGGAUCUGUGCAGUCGCCCGGUCCACGGUUCAUAUCAAAUCAGGACUGCACAGUGAACUUCGUGUGGGACACCGAGGCAGCCUGCGCCAUUUCAACUGCUGUAGACACCAAUCAGACUUGUUCAUUGAAGCAUCCCAACACCGGCUUUGAGUUCAGCCUGCUCCCCCUGGCCUCCGAAAACGCAUACAAGACAACUGCUAAUGGGAAAGAUUUCAUCGUGAACAUCUGCUCGGCUGCUCGGCAGUGCGGCGCGGACAAGCCAGACGCGGCAGGCUGUGUGGUGGAGGACGGCAAGCCUCAUAGUUUUGUAGGAGUGGAGAGAUCUCUGCAGUUGUCCACUGAUGGCCUGCUUACUCUCACUUACAGAGGAGAGCUGGAUAAAACCCUGGGCACCAGAGCCACGUUCACCAUUAAUUUUGUGUGUGAUCAGAGUGCCACUAACGGCUCCCUGAAGCUCAUUCGUGAGGAGAUGAGCACAUCCACACACGUGCAGCAUGACGUUCUUUUCGAGUUCUCUACAGCUCUGGCUUGUGAGCCUGCACCGGUAGAUUGCCGUGUCACUGACUCUGAGGGAAAUGAGUACGACCUGAGUGACCUCAGUCUGGAUAAUAAGGCCUACAUUCCCAUAGACACUUCCGACCAGGCCAAAUCUCAGAAGUUCUUCAUCAGUGUGUGUAAACCUCUGCCAUUUGUCCAGGGCUGCCCAGCCGGGGUAAUCGGAGCAUGCGGUCAGUUAAAUGGCCGAGGUGUGAACCUGGGCUUUGUGCAGUCCAGCCUGCAGGCCGGCUCAGAUGGCUCCAUCAGUAUCAUCUAUCAGAACGGGGAUAAGUGUGGCUCAGGGGGGCGUUACUCAACACGCGUGAUCUUCCAGUGUGACGACAGCCCUGGCUCACCAAUGUUUGAUCGUAAGGACGGCUGUGAAUAUGUCUUCAUAUGGAGGACCUCCGAGGCUUGCCCGGUGAAGAGAGUACAAGGUGAAAACUGUAAGGUAAAAGACCCCCGGAGUGGGUAUGAGUUCGACCUGACUCCACUGUCGGGGCAGGAUUAUGAGGUGAAGAGCUCGCAGUAUGAAUAUCACUUUGCUGUAUGCGGCCCUAUUAAGACAUCGGUGUGUCCACAUGGAACUGAAAACAUGGUCUCCUCCUGCCAAGUAGAGGGUACCAAUCACAGGAUUUCUGGACUGGCUAAUCAAAACUUGACGUUUGACGAUGGCAUUAUAAUGAUCAACUACACGCACGGGGAAACCUGCCACAGAAUUUAUCAGCGAUCAACAGCCAUUAUGUUUUCCUGUGACCAUAGCAAGAAUCCGGGGAAGCCAGUGUUUAUCAGAGAGACAGAAGAAUGCACCUACUUGUUUGAAUGGCGCACUGCUUUGGCCUGUCCUCCUUUUAAGACCACCAUCUGCUCCUACAAUGACGGCAGCGGACACUCGUAUGAUUUGUCCUCCUUGGCUCUGCACAGCAGUAACUGGGUGGUUGCUGAGAACAAAGACAAGCGCUACUACAUCAACGUGUGCAAGUCUCUCGUUCCUCAGAGCGGUUCAUGGGGCUGCCCAAGCAGUGCUGCAGCGUGUCAGAAGACCGGUGAUACGUAUGUGAGUCUGGGAGAAGCUCAGUCUGAGCCACAGUGGGACAGAGACACACUGCUGCUGAGGUACACAGACGGAACAACCUGCCCGGAUGGAGACAGCAAACGGUCCACCGUCAUACGCUUUCAGUGCGAUCACAACAAAGUGAACUCAAAGCCCACUCUGAUCACUGCACUAGAGGACUGUGUGUACAACUUUGUGUGGUUUACCGCAGCAGCGUGUCCCCUUAACAGCACAGAACACGGAGACUGCAAGGUCAAUGAUCCACGCACAGGGUAUCUCUUUGACCUCAACUCACUCACUCAGGAAGGUGGAUAUACGUUGUACCACAGCGUAAACGUCAGGACGAUGUAUCGCCUCAAUGUCUGUGGCCCAUUAAAAAACACAGGCUGCAGUUCAGAAGCAGGAGUGUGUAUCAAAGACACGAAAACAGCUGUGAAUGGAGGAAUGUCCAGCAGGAAGCUGGUCUAUAAGGACCAGGUGGUGGAGCUGACGUACGAGGGCGGAGACGUCUGCGAGGCCAAUCCGUCGCUGAAACACAAGAGCAUCAUCAGCUUCAUCUGCAAGUCUGAGGGAGGCGGCACCAGCAAGCCCGUCCUGGUCGACUCGGACAAGGACACAUGCACUCACUUUUUUUCCUGGCAUACACCGCUGGUCUGCGAACAAAAGGUGAGGUGCUCUGUUUGGAACAAAACCAGCCUGAUAGACCUGAGUCCUCUGAUCCACCUCAGCGGGUACUACACCGCCACGGACGAGGACACUGGCGAGGACACGGACACGUCGCGUGUCUUCUACAUUAACAUCUGCCAGCCUCUCAAUCCCAUUCCAGGGGUCAAGUGUCCUCCUGGAGCGGCAGUGUGCAUGGACCCGCCUAAUGGAGACCCCGUCGACAUCGGACAUGCCACUUCCCCUCCGAAGUAUAACUCUGCCACUGAUGCGGUGGAGAUCGAUUUUAGCAGUACGACACCGUGUGCAGCCGAUCCCUCCGUCACCUACACCUCCAGAAUCAUCUUCACUUGCCAGAAAGGCACAGACCUGGGAUCUCCGGAGAUGAUGCGUCAGCAGGACUGCAUGUACGUGUUCGAGUGGCCGACGCCUCUGGUGUGUCCGGAGACGAUCAGCACGCAGGGCUGCAAGCUCAAAGUCUCCCAGCUGCAGUACACCUUUGACCUCUCGCGUCUGUCGGGAGAUGUUCAGGUUCCUUUUUCCUCCGGGACAUAUAAGCUGAAUGUGUGUGGGUCCGUGACGGACAAGGCGUGCAAAAAGAGUCCGGUGUGUUUGGUCUCCGGGACUUCGGCGUCCUCGUUUGGCCUCAGCCAGACCAUGAGUCUGAACUACAGCCGAGAGGAGCAAGCCGUCAUCAUGCAGUACGGAGGCGGAGACCCCUGUCCUUCAGUGACUGUAGAAGGAGCUGUGUGCAAGUUUCCCUUCAAUUUCCUCAACAAGUCUUAUUCUGAGUGCACAGAAGACGGCAGGUCUGAUGGCAGGAAGUGGUGCUCCACCACAGCUAACUAUGACAAAGACAAACAGUGGGGCUUCUGUUCUAAUGCGACCGCUAAGAGGCAGUCGACAAUCUUGUUCACGUGUGACCGCUCGGCGAAUCACGGCAAACCCCAGGUGCUCAGCGAGACUCAGGCUUGUUCCAGCACCUUCCAGUGGCGCACUAACGUCGUCUGUCCCCCGAAAAAGAUGGAGUGCAAAUUGGUGAGCCACCACCAAACCUACGACCUGCGCACUCUCUCGUCUCUCACCGAGCCGUGGAAGUUCAGCAGCGCCGACAAGAGCGACGCUUACUACAUGAACCUGUGCCAGGAAAUCCACGGAGGUCUGACUGAUUGUCCAGAGGGAGCCGCUGUGUGUCGCCGGCGCUCCAGCGGAAAGACGGAGACCCUGGGACGAGUAUUUACUCAGAGCAUGGGCUUAACCGAUGGAAAGAUACAGGUGAAUUACACCAUGGGGGACGCCGUGUGUGGGAAUUCAAAGCCAGCCAAGACCGUCGUUCAGCUGUCUUGCGGCAGCACCGUGGGUCGUCCGAAACUGCUGAAGGAGGAUAAGGCAACCUGUGAGUUCUGGGUGGAGUGGGAGACUCGAGCAGCCUGUGUAGUGAAGCAGCAAGGGGAGCAGGUGGAGAUGGUGAAUGGCACCAUCAAAGUUCCAGAGUCGGGAGCCGUGUUCAGCCUGGGAGAUCUCUACUACAGCCUCCACAAAGCCACCGGAGACAUCAGACCCAAUGGUGACACCUACAUCUACCACAUCCAGCUAUCGGGCAUCACGGACAGCUCCUUAUCCCAGUGCCUGGGCGCUAAUAUCUGCCAGGUGAAGGAGGGCGCCACCUACUGCCGGAAGAUCGGCUCCUCCAACAAGGCCAAGUACUACAUCAAAGGGGACAGUCUGGACGUCCUGGUGCCUUCGGAGUCUGUGUGUGGUCGUGACAAGUCUAAGACCAUGACGUCGGCCAUCUUGUUCCAUUGCAAGCCAGGGGCCGGAGUGGGCAUCCCCGAGUUCCUGCUGGAGACCGAUGGGUGUCAGUACUUGUUCGUUUGGCACACCAACAAAGUCUGUGAACUUUUCACCAUGAAUCAGCAGGUUAAGGACAACGAUGAUGAUGAUGAUGGAUUAUCAGGGCGGAGUCAGGCUGUGGGGGUGGUGCUUAGCCUGCUGCUGGUGGUGCUUACCAUCUGUAUGCUUGUUCUGCUGCUUUACAAGCAAGAGAGGAGGGGGCUUUUUAUACAGAAACUCGUCAGCUGCUGCAAACGCAGAAAUCAAGUGUCUUAUAAAUACUCCAAGGUGAACACGGACGAAGACGGCUGUGAGGACGAGAUGGAGUGGCUGAUGGAGGAGGUGGAGACUCCGGCGCAGACACCUCACGAGAACGGCCACAUCACCACCAAACCGGUGAGCGCCGACGCGCUGCGCUCCUUCUCCCUAGACGAGCAGGACAGCGAAGAAGAAGUUCUGACCAUCCCCGGAGUUCGAGUCCACUCGGGACGAGUCUCCGCUCCCUCUUCCUCCUCUCGUUUCCUGAAGAAGAACGAGAGCGACGAGGAUCUGGUAGGGCUGCUGGACGACACGGGGAGAAAGAACACGUCCAAACCGAGCUCCAGACAUCCGAAAAAAGCGCAGGGAGACCCAGACGACAGCGACGAGGACCUCCUUAAAGUCUGAGGAUUCCUCUCAUGAACUUCUGAACGUCCCUCUAAACUCCCUCUGGUCAUUUGGUUGAUUUUGUUUGUUUGUUUGUUUGUUUGUUUGUUUGUUUUCUAAAGGGAAAUCUAUUUAUAUCUGUUCAGUGCUUAUCAACGGACAGUCGAUGCCUUGGCGGUGAAAUUAUUUCAUCGUUUAAUUGUUUAGCGUUUUUCUUUCUCCGGGUCGGGUCAGUUUAAUUAAUGAAAAAUUGAUUUGCACAGAGAUGUUAUUGUACAUGAAGACACAAAAACAAAAUGUCUUAUGAUUUCGUUAUUUAAUUUCGUGGGUUGAUUUUUUUUUUUUUUUUAUUUGAUUUUUUUCGAUUUCGCUUUUAUUCAUCUCACUCAUUUCCAUGACAACCAGUAGCCGGUCGGGAAUAUGGAACAUCCUGUGUCCUGAGGUUUGCGGUAUUUUUGCACACGGAGCCAUGAGGCAUCGCAUUAACAUUUUCUCCCAUUUUUCUUUUCUCCGCUGUGUGCUUUUUUGCAGAACUUGCCUCACAGGAUUAAAAUGAAUAAAUAAAUAAAUCUGCUUCAUAUUUAUCGCUUCCUUUUUAAAAACGAAUCCAUUUCCAGUAAAAGUGUCCUGCAUUGCUUCAGCCUACCUUUUUGCCAUGAAAGCAUGCUGUAUAACCCGUACACCGAGCAUCCGCAGUAUUUUAAUGCCGGGAGAUCUCAUUUCCCUCCACGAACUUACAGAACAUCAUUGUCUCAGUCUUUCUUUCAGCUUUUUUUUUUUUUUUCCUCCCCUGAUUUCUCUUUUUCAGGUAUUAUUGUUCAUGUUAAUAAUUGUUAAAUGAAUAGUUUGCACAGUUAUGUAUGUAAAAAUUCACACUUCUGAUGCACUCUGAUUAUUUUUUCAGCACUGGAUGAGGGUUAAAAAGUUAAAAGGUGAUGAUAGCAGUGUGAUUUUUGGCCUUAGACUCAAGACUGUGACGCAUGUGAUGUUUUUGAUUUUUUUUUUUUUUUUUUUUUUUAUUAUUAUUCUGGAAACUUUUUUUUUUUUUUUUUUUUUCUUCUUUUUCUGCAAUUGUAGUCUUGAGAAAAUAUUACGGUUUGAUCAUAAACCAGCUUCCUGUCGAUUUGUCCUGAAGUGGCCUGUUCUUGACGUGGGACGUUAAUGUUUCAUACCGUUUCUGAAUGCGAUGCACUAGAACGACUUGUCUGAUAGGUUUUGUAAUGUGCCGAAAGACUACUAUUGAGGAAUGUUUGAAGGCGUCACUAACUCCAUGUUGUACACAUAAACUCGGUACGUGUUUAAUUCUGUUUAUUUAAUUUUUUCCUCUUUUUUUUAAAAAUCACAUAUGCAGAGCCUCCUAACUGAUGGCCCUGUUUUUGCCAAAAUUGCUUUAGAGUUGUUUGCUCAUGUGCUUUUUUUUUAUUUUUAUUAUUGUUCUGUAUUUAAAAAUGUUCAUACUGAGACAUUAUUUCAAUAAAAAAAGAACGGCUGUUAAAAUA